Molecule: messenger RNA, 2701 nt
Organism: Agelaius phoeniceus (red-winged blackbird)
Lineage: Eukaryota; Metazoa; Chordata; Aves; Passeriformes; Icteridae
Gene: SNX30
Product: sorting nexin family member 30
Biological process (GO): autophagy of mitochondrion; protein transport; endocytic recycling
Cellular component (GO): early endosome; cytoplasm; phagophore assembly site
Molecular function (GO): protein binding; phosphatidylinositol binding
Source: RefSeq, a predicted model, not a curated record
CCGCUCCCUCCUUCCUUGCCUCGGUCGCUGCCCGGCCCCGGCGCAAUGUCGGGCGGCGCGGCGAGCGCCCCUAAGCCCCUCCCGUCCUCCGGGCCCAAGUCGCUGCGGGAGAUGCCGCAUCCCCUGGCCACGUCCAGCAGCGAGGAGAUGGGGCCGGCGCUCACCCCCAGCCCCGACCUGCUCCUGCCCCGCAGCAUCGCCGACAAGGAUCUCAGCCUGCCCAAUGGCACACCUGUGGACACUUCUAGCCCGGCCUCCUCCUCAUCUCUCCUCAACAGACUGCAGUUGGAUGAUGACUUGGAUGUGGAAACUAGAGACCUCUUUGUUACUGUUGAUGAUCCCAAAAAACAUGUGUGCACAAUGGAGACGUAUAUUACAUACAGGGUUACAACAAAGACCACACGAGCAGAGUUUGAUUUGCCGGAGUAUUCUGUCCGUCGGCGGUACCAAGACUUCGACUGGUUGAGAAACAAGCUGGAAGAGUCUCAGCCAACACAUCUUAUUCCCCCUCUUCCUGAAAAAUUUGUGGUGAAGGGUGUUGUUGAUCGCUUUUCGGAAGAGUUUGUGGAGACAAGGAGGAAAGCAUUAGACAAGUUCUUGAAGAGAAUAACUGAUCACCCAGUGUUGUCUUUUAAUGAGCACUUCAACGUCUUUCUCACAGCUAAGGAUCUUAAUGCCUACAAAAAGCAAGGAAUGGCUUUGCUGUCAAAGAUGGGGGAGUCUGUCAAAUACGUUACAGGAGGCUACAAAUUAAGAAGUCGGCCACUGGAGUUUGCAGCCAUUGGGGAUUAUCUGGACACAUUCUCUCUAAAGCUUGGUACCAUUGAUAGAAUAGCACAACGGAUCAUCAAGGAACAGCUGGAAUACUUGGUGGAACUACGAGAAUAUGGACCUGUUUAUUCAACCUGGGGAGGGCUGGAGGUUGAGCUAUCAGAGCCACUGGAAGGAGUGUCUGCCUGUAUUGGGAAUUGCUGCACAGCUCUUGAAGAACUCAGUGAGGACAUGACAGAAGACUUCCUGCCUGUGCUUAGGGAAUAUAUAUUGUAUGCUGAGUCCAUGAAGAAUGUUUUGAAGAAAAGGGACCAAGUUCAAGCGGAGUAUGAAGCAAAACUGGAAGCAGUAGCCUUGAAAAGAGAAGACCGUCCAAAGGUACCCGCAGAUGUUGAGAAAUGUCAAGACCGAGUAGAAUGUUUCAAUGCUGACUUGAAAGCAGAUAUGGAGAGAUGGCAGAACAACAAAAGACAAGACUUUAGGCAGCUACUCAUGGGGAUGGCAGAUAAAAACAUCCAGUACUAUGAGAAGUGCCUUACGGCGUGGGAGUCAAUUAUACCACUAUUGCAAGACAAGCCAGAGACCAAAUAAGAAGUACCUUCAUGGACAGUCUAGCACUUCUGUGCUCAGUACCACUAGUCAUACUGGAACUGUAUGGAGGACUCUUUUUGUUAAGUUAACUGAAAUGACAGCUGCACUUAGUUUUUCAGAGUAUCUGUUCCAGCCUAUUUGAAAUUUUUUUCCUGAAUUUUUGUGUUUAAACAGGGGCAUGUUUCAUCUUUUUGAGUUAUCUUGAAUGGUUCCUUCUUUAUUCUAUGGAGUGAUUGGGGUUCACAGAGAAAGUGCAUGGGGAUCUUGAUAAAAUUUACCUCUCUAGUCUGGAAGGAACUGAUGAAUGGAACACUAAAAAGAUGAAAAUAAAACUCUACUGCAAGGUGCCAAAUGACAUCUUUAUUACCAUUCUGUUUUAACCAAUCCUUCUCUCUAUUUUUUUUUUUUUUUGAAUGGACAAAGAAAGGCUGGGAAAGAAUAUUUUCUGUUUUGCUACCACCUGUGUGCUCCCUCUGGAUGAAAUGGUCUCUGUAGACUUUUCUGUCCAGGAAUCAGGCUGGUUCUAGACAGACCAUACCAGCACCAGCUGCAGAUGGCUGGUGAUGGAAGCAUGAGCUGUGGUUUUUGUGAGUGUGGCAUGCUGUUGGUUCAUACUGAGUAUCUUUGUUUACCUUGGUGAUUAUGAAGUAAUGUCAGUUGACUGAAGUGUACUUGUGACUGACUUGGGGAUCAAAAACCAGCUUAGCUACGGGAAUGAGUUGGACUGCUGCCUUUCAGGGGUUGUGGGAAUGGGGAAGGAUGGGUCUUUUAAUUUUCCAAAGCUAGCUCUGGAAGUUGCAUGGUGGAGAUCUCUUAUACCAUGCUUUAUGUAUGGGUUUUACUAGAGCCACUUUAGGCUUGGUCACCUAAGAUGCCUGCUGUAGUAAAAGUAGAACUCUUUUCUUUCUCCAUGCUUUAUUUGCGGCAGCCAAAAGCCAAAAGGUGUCAAAUGCUUCCUUCCACCAAGCAUCAGAGUGUGUGAAACUUGCCUUAAAUGGGUUGGUGGGGGAUAGAUGGGUACCCUAUUAGGUUCAUACCUGUCUCUGCUGAACCACAUGGCAAGUUUUUUAGGGCUACUUUUGUUACAGAUCUAUUUUCUUAGUAGCUUCUGUUGGCCUUUAGAAUUGCAGCUGCUUCUGCAAGUCCCUUUUUUGUCCUUGCUCUUGCAAUCCAACCUCAAGUAAAUGCCUGCUUGGUGUUAAUGGCCUUAGGCCUUAGGAAUGCUGCCGUGAUUUAACAAUCCUAGUGCAGGGGGUUGGGACUCAUAUGAGUGUAAUACUGAGAUUUAGGGCAAUAAAUAACUCUGUGCUUACUUUCUAAAUUGGAGUGAUUACUUGUU